CUGAUUAUCUCCCUUGUCCAAUGUGUUGAGCAAUGUUUUAGUCUGCUUGAACGCUCUUUCAGUUGUACUAAAAGAUACAUCAUAACACUUGUUAACAGUAUCAGUUGUGUGAAAUGUCCAAAGCUACCAAGAGAAAGCAUGUCGUGAAAGAGGUUCUCAAUGACUAUGUUCUUCCUGAAGGAGACCAAGAGAUCGUCAGGGUUACAGCCAGUCGAGGCAACAACCUUCAUGAAGUAGAGACAGCCCAAAGCAACAGAUACCUAGUCAGUAUGCCCACCAGGUUCAGGAAGAAUGUGUGGAUAAAGAGAGGAGACUUUGUGCUGGUGGAGCCUAUUGCCGAGGGAGACAAGGUGCGAGCAGAGAUCCUCAGUAUCCUGUACAAGGACCAGAUCAAGCACAUCAAGGACGAAGGACUCUGGCCACCAGCAUUUGAGGAGAGAACAACCCAGGGCAAGAAUGAUAUGAUUCCUGACGACAUGCUGCCACCAAGCGAUGACUCGGACGAAGAUCUGGCGGACAUGGUUGUGAAUACCAACAGGCCACAGGUGGUGUACGUGGAUACAGAUUCUUCAGAUGAAGACAAAACAGUUGAGGAUGACGGAAACAGCUGACAGCACCUGGACAUACUUCAUCAGGGAUAUGUGCAUACGACUCAUUAAAUGUUGCGUCAUGUAAUAAGUUUAUCAUGUUCUCAGUGUUGUUGAAAUGAAUGUGCCUCGGUGGGGAGUUUUGGGGAUGAGACCACUGUACGUCAACAGAUCUUUGUUAUUCAUUUAUAGGUCAUUGGAACAUAUGGAAAUUGUUAAAGAACAAGGCUUUAUUGUGAAUUGAUGAUAAAGACUGAUGUUUCUUUCUUAGAUAUCAAUCACUGACAAAAGAGACCAAAUGUUGAUGAAGAUUAUUGCUGGCGCAUGACCAGUAUUAUGUAAAAAACAAACUCCUUCAUGCAAAAAUAUGAUGAGAAAAUAAUUUGUACAUAUUAACAAUGUAAUAAAAUAAUGUUAAAACAAGA
Haliotis rufescens (red abalone) is the source of this 1012-nucleotide messenger RNA. RefSeq names its product probable RNA-binding protein EIF1AD. The transcript has 4 exons. Gene Ontology annotation, biological process: translational initiation. Lineage: Eukaryota; Metazoa; Mollusca; Gastropoda; Lepetellida; Haliotidae. Bases 114 to 611 code for a protein of 165 amino acids. Gene Ontology annotation, cellular component: nucleus. Gene Ontology annotation, molecular function: translation initiation factor activity; RNA binding. The record is from RefSeq and is a predicted model, not a curated record.